Sphaeroforma arctica JP610 is the source of this 604-nucleotide messenger RNA. RefSeq lists its product as hypothetical. The annotation marks the transcript as partial. The record is from RefSeq and is a predicted model, not a curated record. NCBI's taxonomy places the organism in Eukaryota, Ichthyosporea, Ichthyophonida. The transcript has a single exon.
UCAUACGGCAUCACUCACACCAUUCCCGUCGUUUGAGCCUGCUGCACUGUCAAAUAGUCCGAGUGCGACUAUUACUGCCAGUCCUUCCGCGACUGUGACCGCGAGUCCGAGUGCAACUGUAACAGGCAGUCCUAGCGCCACUGUGACUUUAAGUCCUUCUGCUACUUUAACGGCGACUCCGAGUGCAACCGUAACCGCUAGUCCCAGUGCGACGUUGACUGCCAGUCCCUCUGCCACGGUCACGGAGACUCCGAGUGCAACAGUAACCGCUAGUCCUAGUGCGACAGUGACAACCAGCCCUAGUGCUACACUCACUGCGUCACCAAGUGCUACGGUGACCGCCAGUCCUUCUGCCACUGUAACGGCGAGUCCGAGUGCAACCCUAACCGCUACUCCCAGUGCGACGGUGAGUGCCAGCCCCAGUGCAACUGUUACUGCCAGUCCUAGCGCAACCGUGACAGCCAGUCCUAGUGCGACUGUAACGGCGAGUCCAAGUGCUACCGUCACUGCCAGCCCUAGCGCAACUGUGACUGCUAGCCCUAGUGCGACCGUGACCGCAAGUCCUAGUACAUCUAUGUUUAUUCCGGCCUUCAUCAAUGGUACA